GACUGCCACCUGCAGAUAAACCCCCCGAAGAAGAAGAAGAAGCCCGUCAGCCACCUUCUUAGCUUGUUAGCCAAUAUAGCCGGAACAUUGCAGCUCUUCAGACGGUUUCGGUGAAUGGGAAGUUGCUGUGUUGAAAGCACACGUCUGACGUAUCUACUAGUUACCCCGUUUAAUUUUAUAAUUACGUUGUUAGUCAUCUCGCUAGCUGGUUAAGUUAGCACUAAGCUAGUUGUUUAUGCUAAUUUAACUAGCUAGCUAACAUCCCCGACCAUGAGCUCACUAAACAACUCCCCCACUGCCAAAGGACAGGAGGUCUGCUGGACGGAGAAAGAGGGUCUGUGGCUUAAUAUUGUCGUGAAAGAAGAGGAGGAAGAGGAGGACAUCACAUUGAAAGGAGAUGCAGGAGCGCUCAGAGAGGAAGAGGAGGACAUCACAUUGAAAGGAGAUGCAGGAGCGCUCAGAGAGGAAGAGGAGGACAUCACAUUGAAAGGAGAUACAGGAGCGCUCAGAGAGGAAGAGGAGGACAUCACAUUGAAAGGAGAUACAGGAGCGCUCAGAGAGGAAGAGGGGGAUGUCGUUUUUGGAGUGAAGGAGCUGGGGGAGGUCACUGUCACAUUGGAAAAUGAGGAGGGAAAAACUGGAGAUCUGAUGAACACCGGAGAGAGGCCAGACUUUCCCUCUGACAGCAGGAAGAGUCCCUCAGGGGAACCAGACCCAGAGACACCCAAACCAGUGAGACCACACCACUGCUCCCACUGUGGAAAGAGUUUUACCUGGUUAUCAAAGCUGAAAGAGCACGAGAGGACACACACUGGAGAAAAGCCUUACCAAUGUGUCAUUUGUGGAAAAACUUUUACCCAGUUAGGGGCUUUCAAUAUCAUGAGCGGACACACAGAGAAAACAAUACCUACCACUGCUCUCAGAAUGGAACGACAUUUCCCCAGUUAGGGAACCUGAAAAAGAACGACAGAAUUCUCACACAGGGAGAGAAGACAAACCACUGCUCCCGGUGCGGAAAGAGUUUUAAAUGGUUAUCAAAGCUGAAAGAGCACGAGAGGACCCACACAGGAGAAAAGCCUUUCCAAUGCUCCCAUUGCGAAAAGAAAUUUAACCAGUCAUCGCAUCUGAAAGAGCAUGAGAGAAUACACACAGGAGAGAAGCCGUACCAAUGCUCCCAGUGUGGAAAGGGUUUUACCUGGUUAUGGAACCUGAAAACACACGAGAGGACACACACGGGAGAAAAGCCGUACCAAUGCUCCCUGUGUGGAAAGACCUUUACCCAGUUAGGGGGCUUUAAAUAUCACGAGAGAACACACACAGAAAAAAAGAGCUACCACUGCUCUCAGUGUGAAAAGACAUUUACCCGGUUAGGGAACCUAAAAAAGCAUGAGACAAUACACACACAGGAGGAGACAAUACACACACAGGAGGAGACAAUACACACACAGGAGGAGACAAUACACACACAGGAGGAGACAAUACACACACGGGAGGAGACAAUACACACACAGGAAGAGACAAUACACACACGGGAAGAGAAGGCUCCCAGUGCGGAGAGACUUUUAGUCGGUUAGGGAACCUGAAAGAACAUGAAAUAACACAUAAAGGAUAGAAACCAGGGGUGAAUUCACCACCUGGUAAUUCUGGCAAAUGCCAGAUGGGCUGGACCAUUUUUUUAGUUGGGUGGUCAAAAUUGACAGGCACACGUAUUUUUUUAAAUAUAUUAAAAUACAAAAAUGACCUAUAAUAUAUAUUUUUGUGCAAUUUCUCAGUUAUACUAAUGAGCCUUUGGCUGGUCAGUGCAGUAGAACCUUCACUGGGCAACGGCCGGCCCCCCUACCAAGUUGGGCUGGCCAAUUUUACCAUUCAAUGUCAAACGCGGCAUCAGCAUAGAGACGUGCUCUGACAGUCAUCAGUAAGACAGCCAAUAUAGACUGUCAUCAGUAAGACAGCCAAUAUAGGCAGUCAUCAGUAAGACAGCCAAUAUAGGCAGUCAUCUGUAAGACAGCCAAUAUAGGCAGUCAUCUGUAAGACAGCCAAUAUAGGCAGUCAUCUGUAAGACAGCCAAUAUAGACUGUCAUCAGUAAGACAGCCAAUAUAGGCAGUCAUCAGUAAGACAGCCAAUAUAGGCAGUCAUCAGUAAGACAGCCAAUAUAGGCAGUCAUCUGUAAGACAGCCAAUAUAGGCAGUCAUCUGUAAGACAGCCAAUAUAGGCAGUCAUCUGUAAGACAGCCAAUAUAGACUGUCAUCAGUAAGACAGCCAAUAUAGGCAGUCAUCAGUAAGACAGCCAAUAUAGGCAGUCAUCAGUAAGACAGCCAAUAUAGGCAGUCAUCUGUAAGACAGCCAAUAUAGGCAGUCAUCUGUAAGACAGCCAAUAUAGGCAGUCAUCUGUAAGACAGCCAAUAUAGGCAGUCAUCAGUAAGACAGCCAAUAUAGGCAGUCAUCAGUAAGACAGCCAAUAUAGGCAGUCAUCAGUAAGACAGCCAAUAUAGGCAGUCAUCAGUAAG
Oncorhynchus masou masou (cherry salmon) is the source of this 2508-nucleotide messenger RNA. Its product is annotated as zinc finger protein 202-like. Gene Ontology annotation, cellular component: nucleus. The coding region runs from base 271 to 948 and encodes 225 amino acids. The transcript has 2 exons. NCBI's taxonomy places the organism in Eukaryota, Metazoa, Chordata, Actinopteri, Salmoniformes, Salmonidae. The record is from RefSeq and is a predicted model, not a curated record. Gene Ontology annotation, biological process: regulation of gene expression.